GUUCUGCUUCCCGAAUAGUGUUUUCAUUCCGUAAUGCGUUCGGUUUUGUAAUAAUACUGUCAGUUAGUAGGGAAGAGAGAUAUAGGUAGGAUCGUUGUGAGUACAGUUUGACCUUGUACACAAAUCAUAUUAAUUGCCGGCAAGUCUCCACUGCUAAGCUCAAGGUCAUCCAUCCACUAUGAUUUUCCGGGCGGCGAACUUUGUGAGGAAAUUCACAACCACUCAGGCCAGACUAUAUGACAUGAAGAUCGCAAUUAUUGGACAGAGUAUAUUCGCCAGCAGUGUCUACAAACUGUUGAAGAAAGAUGGACACAAAAUUGUCGGCGUUUUUACAGUACCAGACAAAGGCAAAAGAGAAGACCCUCUUGCGACAGUAGCACGAGAAGACGGAGUUUCAGUUUUUAAAAUACCGAGAUGGAGAACCAAAGGGCAACCAAUACCAGAAGUUAUAGACCAGUACAAAUCCGUGGAGGCAGAUCUCAAUGUUUUACCCUUUUGUACACAGUUUAUCCCAAUGGAAGUCAUCAAUCACCCGAAGCAUCAGUCAAUAUGCUACCAUCCUUCUCUUUUACCAAAACACCGAGGAGUUUCCUCUAUCAGCUGGACUCUAAUUAAAGGAGAUAAAAAGGCUGGAUUUUCAAUAUUUUGGGCUGAUGAUGGAUUAGAUACUGGACCUAUAUUGCUUCAAAGGGAAUGUGAUGUUGAUCCUAAUGACACAGUUGACAGUUUAUACAAUAGGUUCAUGUAUCCCGAAGGCAUUAAGGCCAUGGCAGAAGCCGUGAAUAUGGUAGCUGAUGGAACCGCACCAAAAAUUAAGCAAUCUGAAGAAGGUGCUUCAUAUGAGCCAGCUCUUAACAAAAUUGAGCUUUGCACGGUUCCGUUCAAAGAUCUUACUGCUGCAGAAAUACACAAUUUUAUUCGAGGAAUGGAUAAAGUACCUGGAGCUUGUGCGACCAUUGAUAACCAGUUAGUACGUUUGUACGGUUCUCAGUUAUGGGAUGAUCCAGUACCCGAAGGUCGUACUUGCUCAAUUAAAGGCUUAGAUUCCCCGGCUGUUAUUCAUUCUGAAGGUCUGCUUUUGUAUGGAAGAGACGGGAAAUAUGUCAAUGUCAAAAAGCUUAAACUUGAAGAUGGAGGUCGUGUCAUAAACGCUUCAAAAUAUGGAAUUGUUGAAGAGGAAGCAGAAGCGCUUGAUUUGUCUGAAGAAGAAGUGAAUACUGCCAACACUUUAAAGGCAAUCUGGGAAGGCAUUCUUAGCACGGAGGUCGAUGAUUCUACUGACUUCUUUAAAAGUGGUGCUGGAUCAAUGGACGUGGCUCGCUUAGUUGAAGAACUGAAAGAAAAAUGUGGAAUAUCGCUAGAAAAUGAAGAUGUUUAUGUUGCAACCUCAUUUCAAGAAUUUGUACGAGUUGCUAUUCUGAAGCAAAGAGGUGGUUCAGCUUCACCAAAGCUGGAAUUCAAUGCUGUGACUAUGCAUGUAAACAACAUGGAUAUUAAGUUUCCAACGCAACUGUUUAUUAACAAUCGAUUUGUCGAUGCCUCUUCUGGAAAAACUUUGAAAUCGAUUAAUCCAACGGAUGAAUCUCUAAUAUGUGAAGUCCAGUGUGCAUCUAAAGAAGAUGUUGACAAAGCUGUAAAAGCUGCCAAGCACGCUUUUGAAGAAGGAGAAUGGGGGAAAAUCAACGCACGAGAUAGAGCUCGUUUAAUGUACAGGUUAGCUGAUUUCAUGGAAGAGCACAAAGAAGAGUUAGCAACAUUAGAGAGCAUCGAUUCAGGGGCAGUAUAUACUUUAGCUAUGAAAACUCAUGUUGGUAUGUCCAUAGAUACCUGGAGAUAUUUUGCAGGAUGGUGUGAUAAAAUUCAAGGUUCAACCAUUCCAAUAAAUAAUGCUCGUCCAAAUAGGAAUCUUACAUUCACGAAGAAGGAACCAAUCGGCGUGUGCGGAAUUAUAACUCCUUGGAACUAUCCUUUAAUGAUGGUUUCUUGGAAAAUGGCCGCUUGCUUAGCUGCUGGAAAUACCGUGGUCUUGAAACCUGCUCAAGUUUGUCCUCUAACAGCAUUAAAACUAGCCGAACUUAGUGUUUAUGCUGGAUUUCCUGCUGGAGUUAUUAAUAUUUUACCAGGAAGAGGCGGAGAAUGUGGUCAAGCCAUGGCCGAACAUCCUUUAAUAAGGAAACUUGGUUUCACUGGGUCGACACCUAUUGGAAAACAAAUCAUGAACAGCUGUGCUACUUCCAAUUUGAAAAAAGUUUCCUUGGAAUUGGGUGGCAAAUCUCCGUUAAUUAUAUUCUCUGAUUGUGACCUUGAUAAAGCUGUUAGACAAGGUAUGAGUGGAGUUUUUUUCAAUAAGGGUGAAAAUUGUAUAGCUGCAGGUAGAUUAUUUGUCGAAGAAUCCAUUCAUGAUGCGUUUGUAGAGAAAGUUGUAAGUGAAACAAAGAAAAUGAACAUAGGAGAUCCUCUUGAUAGGUCAACUGACCAUGGUCCUCAGAAUCACAAGGCUCAUUUAGAUAAACUUUUGGAAUACUGCGACAUAGGUGUUAAAGAAGAAGCAAAAUUACUUUUGGGUGGCAAGAGAGUAAACAGGCCAGGUUAUUUUUUGGAGCCCACUAUUUUUACUGACGUUGAAGAUCAUAUGUACAUCGCAAAGGAAGAAUCAUUUGGACCAAUAAUGAUAAUUUCCAAAUUUAAAAAUGGAGAUAUCAAUGGUGUCUUAAAACGUGCAAAUGCGACAGAGUUCGGAUUAGCCUCGGGGGUAUUCACCAAAGAUCUUUCAAAAGCCAUGUACGUGAGUGAAAAAAUUGAUGCUGGCACUUGUUUCAUCAAUUGCUAUAAUAAAACUGAUGUAGCCGCACCAUUUGGAGGUUUCAAGCAAUCUGGUUUUGGAAAGGAUUUAGGAGAGGAAGCAUUAAAUGAAUAUUUACGAACAAAGUGUAUAACCAUGGAGUAUUAAAUCAACGAAGACUUUUUGACAAAUUUGAGAUGAAAGUCGUGCGAUGAUUUUAAAACCCAAGACUUUUCCGUAUUAAAAGACAGAAUCGAGAAAAUGCGUCAUUUCCUGUACCAUACGGGUUGCGCUUUGUUGUAUUUUGUAAUUAUAUUUGUAAAAUAUUUUUUUUUAUAUUUA
Messenger RNA from Argiope bruennichi, 3124 nucleotides. RefSeq names its product mitochondrial 10-formyltetrahydrofolate dehydrogenase-like. Gene Ontology annotation, biological process: 10-formyltetrahydrofolate catabolic process; one-carbon metabolic process; biosynthetic process. The transcript is spliced from 23 exons. Gene Ontology annotation, molecular function: formyltetrahydrofolate dehydrogenase activity; aldehyde dehydrogenase (NAD+) activity. The coding region runs from base 179 to 2950 and encodes 923 amino acids. Gene Ontology annotation, cellular component: cytoplasm. Lineage: Eukaryota; Metazoa; Arthropoda; Arachnida; Araneae; Araneidae. The record is from RefSeq and is a predicted model, not a curated record.